Messenger RNA from Scleropages formosus (Asian bonytongue), 2010 nucleotides. RefSeq names its product receptor activity-modifying protein 1-like. Bases 256 to 834 code for a protein of 192 amino acids. The transcript is spliced from 4 exons. NCBI's taxonomy places the organism in Eukaryota, Metazoa, Chordata, Actinopteri, Osteoglossiformes, Osteoglossidae. Gene Ontology annotation, cellular component: signaling receptor complex; membrane; cell surface. Gene Ontology annotation, biological process: protein localization to plasma membrane; receptor internalization; G protein-coupled receptor signaling pathway. The record is from RefSeq and is a predicted model, not a curated record. Gene Ontology annotation, molecular function: coreceptor activity.
GAAGAUAUAAACGUAGACGCUGGGAGUUUGGGACAAGCUGGUCCCCGUGGUUUACGUAUUAUGAAUAUAAUUUAUCGUGAAGGGAAAACGAGUCUUGUCCACAGACUGAAAGCGUCUCUUACUGUUUCCAAGUCUUUCAGCGCUUUUCUGAAGUAAACUUUUUUUUAAAUUUUUUUUUUCACCUUUCUGCGCACGUUGUAAACUCAGAGUUUUGCCUCAUUUGUGUUUGACACGGUGCUGCUCGUCUUCUCUGACAUGAAGAGCUCUUUUGGCUUUUGGGGAAUCGCCCUUUCCCUCCUUUUUGACUUUAUCAAUGGAAAAACCGUGGCGACCCCAGGAGGCUGUGGGAGCUCGAGUCCAGGUUGCAAAGAUUUAUGCGAUUUUUGUGACGACACCGGAUACAGAUACACGCGCUUGUCCUGCUAUGGGUCAAUACUCAACAUUUUCUGUUUAGAAAAGUUGCUUUCCACUAUAAGCGCUCUCAACGCCACAGAUCUGUGCACGUGGGAAUACAUAAGAAGGCCCUACAGCAGCUUCUCAGAAUGCACAGAGGAGAUGGCAAACUGCCUGCAGAUCCCCUGGCCCAACCAACUGGUGGAGGACACGUUUGUGGAUAUUCAUGCUACCUACUUCAAGGCCUGCCAUUCAAAGGAGUUUGAAGACCCCCCUCCUGGAGUCAUAUUUGCCUUGGUGAUAACCCCAAUUUGCCUCAUUCCUGCCAUGGUUGUCCUUGUGGUUCUGAAGACAAAUGAAAAACGGCUACCUCGUAGCCUUGUGAAUUCUCCCCAUCAUUGCCAACACAUCACCAAAAGUGCUAAACACAAAGGUACUUAAGAGAUCAUUGGGGUGGUAAUGAGACAGAUAGAUUGCCUGUUUCUAAGCCACAAUUUCUAAAACUGUACUGAAAGGAAUUUCAAUAAAAUGUUUAGAUAUAGACGCAAUGAUUUUUAUGCACAUUUUUUACACAUAUCUGUCACAUCCCUUGUGUUACUGGCUGUUUAAACACCAAAACAUGAUAAUGCCACUUUGCUUGUGUCAUUGUUAACACGGCAGGGAUAAACUGCAAAGUUCAGGGUCACCUUGCAUACGAAACAUGAUUCAUUCCUUAAGAUCUGUUCACAUGGUGAAUUCUGGGAGAUGGGUAAUGGGGGAAAAAAUAAUUAAUGCAUUCAUGAGUUACAAAAUGUUCACCUAUUUUUCAUCAAACAUGCUAAAUUCUUGCCUUAUGCAUUUAAAAAUGGAGGAAAUUUAAUUCAAAACCAAGUAAUGAAUAUCAGAACCACACAGCAUACUUCUAAAUCCAGGUUUGAGAGCCACUUGUUCAAAAAUUGUUUCUAUAUAAUGCAUUUACAUGCUACUUCCUUUCCCCCUUGAAUGUUAGGCCUUGCUUCAAUAUUAUUUUCUUUGUCGGUUUGCUUUAUUCUUUUGUUCUUGGACAGCACAGUUGCACAGGAGCUGCCUUACAGCUCUGAUUUGGAUGUGAGCUCAAAUCUGGCAGGUUCUGGGCAGUUUGUGUAUGUUACUCCAUUUGUGUGGGUUCCUUUCAGGUGCUCUGGUUUCCUCCAAUAAUGUAAAGACAUGUGUUUUAGUUGGAUAUAAUGUUUAUGUGAUUGCGCUGCAAUGUAAUGGCUUCCUGUCGAGGGCCUUAUGCUUCAGGACAACUGAAGUUUUUUCAAACAAAAUUUCAUGAGAAAAGUAUUAACUCAAAGACCUGGUCACGCCUAGUUGUCACUCAUGUACAAGACAUAUAUAAAUACUCAUUGAGCUUCACACUUCACAUGCACCAUUUUCCAGAAACCCACCCCUCCCUUCUUCCGCCUCCCUCUGUGUAGAACAGGCUCCAAACAGGGGCUCCACCAACCUUUUUCGAUGGCGGGUGUGAGCCCUCCAGUGGACUCUAAUCCCCACUGGAAAGAAUACCAAACAUCCGCUCAAACACAUAACCAUCUAAUUCUAUUAACCCCUCAAAUGUUUAAUGGGUAAUAGAUUUUUUUGUUCUUCUAUUGUUGA